AUUGCCGUUUCUGAGUGGAAUAGGUUAGGAUAGAAACAUUUAAAAAACUUCAACGUAUUGAUCAGUAAUCUUAAACUUGUGAUAAUAAUAUAUAAUAAAUUAAUGUGUAAUGAUGUGAUUUUUUUUUCUAAUGAAUGUUGUUUUAAUAUUUUCUACAACAACUUUAGUAUUAUUACAUAACUGAAAACUUUUUUGUGUUAUAUUUAAAUGCUCAGUAUCAAGCUAACUGUUUUUUAUUAGACAAAAUUUUUAAGUUUUUUAAGAUGGAAAUCGAACAGUUAGUUUAUGAAACAUUAUUGCAAGCUAGCAGUCAACACCCUGACAUGUUAAAACCAGCCGAACAAAAAUUAAAAGAAUGGGAAAUAGAACCUGGGUUUUAUUCAGUUUUGUUUAGAAUAUUUUCUAAUCAGUCAUUGGAUAUCAAUGUGAGAUGGAUGGCAAUCUUAUGUUUCAAACAAGGCGUUGAAAAAUAUUGGAGAAAAAAUGUUAAUAAUGCUAUUUCUGAUAGUGAAAAAGAUAAUCUUAGGAAAAUGUUACUUACAAACUUAUCUGAACCAGUUCCUCGACUUGCAACCCAAGUCAGCGUAAUUAUUGGUAGAGUUGCUAGAUUAGAUUGGCCAUAUGAUUGGGAAGACUUAAUGCCAGAAUUAAUGGAACGUAUUAAAUAUGAUACUCAAAAUCGAGCGCUGUUGUCUAUGCAUCAUGUUGUCAAAUCUUUAUCGGGAAAAAGACUAUAUGAUAGUAUUCGAUUAUUUCAAAAUGCCUCUAGUCAACUCUUCCCUAAUUUUUAUAGUCAUUGGGAGCAAAGAACUAAUGAUUUCAUUAAUAAAAUGGAACAAGGUAAUGUGUCACCAGAAGUAGCAAAACUUUUAGAAGAUGCAUUUUAUACCCAAAAAAUAUUGUCAAAUUUCGUACUAUAUGGUUUUAAAUCACCAUAUCCCGACGAAGUUAAACAAUUUAUUUUAGCCGUAUUCAAUAAAGUUCGACCUAUAGUUGCUUGUCGUCUUUAUUUCCCAGAUUUAGUUGAAAAAUUUGUUUGUCGAAUGUUUAAAAUGCUUAUAACUAUUAUUGAAGAGCAUCCAGCUGAUUUUGUAGAUUUUAUACAACCAACUGUAGAACUUGCUUAUUUUUAUGGAUUUACUGUUGAUGGAAAUAAUGUUGUAUUUGAGAGAUACUUGAUACAACUAUUUAAUCUAACCAAGUUAAUAUUAAUUUGUCCUCAGUAUAAAUUACCUCGUACUAAUGGUCCAAUGUGUGAAAUUGAUGUGAUUCUGUCUAUUUUAUUUUUCUUAGAAAUCUCCAAAAGAAUAUCAGCUGUAGCUGUACAACAAAAAGCAUCAGUAUUUAAAUCAGACAGAUUAAUGAUCAUGUGCCAACAGUUAAUAUAUAAGUACUUUAUACUUACACCUUCUGAAUUGGAAAUAUGGGAUAAUGAUCCUGAGAUGUUUGCUACUGAUGAAGUGGGAGAGUAUUGGAAGUAUAAUUUAAAGGCAUGUACUGAAUCUCUCUUCAUGUCAUUAUUUCAUGAAUUUAGAGAAUUAUUGACUCCUAGAUUAGCAGCUACCAUAGAAUCUAAUAGAGAUUUUGUGGAUCCAACCAAUUUGGAAGCCGUUUUAAAAAAAGAUGCUAUUUAUAAUGCAUUUGGAUUAACAGCUUUUGAAAUGUUUGAUAUUAUCAAUUUUGAUGAUUGGUUUAAUACAACACUACGUCAAGAACUGAUGGAAACUCGGGGGCACUCUCGUGUUUUAAAAAGACGUGUUGCAUGGCUUAUUGGACAGUGGCUUACUGUAAGGUUGAAUCCAGAGUACAGGCCAGAGCUUUACAAUAUUUUGAUUGGAUUGUUAAGUCCAGAACAAGAUAUGGCUGUUCGUUUAGCAGCUACAUCAACUUUAAGAUGUGCUAUUGAUGAUUUUGAUUUUAGUUCUGAACAUUUUAUAGAAUAUCUAGAACCAAUGGCAUAUUCACUUUACAAACUUUUAAUCAGUGUUCGAGAAUGUGAUACAAAGUUAAAUGUUUUACAUGUGAUGUCUUUUAUGGUAGAACGUUUAGGUCCUAUGGUAGAGCCAUAUUUUGACUCAUUACUUCAAUAUUUACCUAAACUAUGGACCGAAUCUGACGAUCAUCAUAUGCUUCGUUGUGCUAUUAUAUCUACAUUAACACAAAUUGUUCGAGCGAUUCGAACAAAAAGUUCAGAACUCACACCAUUUUUAGUUCCUAUUAUUCGAUAUAGUGUUGAUAUCAAAGAAAAAGCUUAUAUAUACUUGCAAGAAGAUGGUCUAGAACUUUUACUUUCUUAUAUUGAAUCAUGUUCGACUUAUAAUGUUGAAAUGCUUAGCUUAAUAAAUUAUCUUCUUCCUUUAUUAGAUUAUUCUACUGAACAUUUGAAAACUGGUUUAAUGAUUCUUGAAGCAUAUGUAUUGAUUGCACCAGAAAGAGUUAUGUCUGAGUAUGGUACUCAAAUAUUUAAUUUAACUACUACAUUAAUGAAUGAUCUAAAAGAUGAAGGAAUAGUUUGUAUUUUAUCAUUGUAUGAAACAAUUGUAAAAGUCAAUCUUCCACAAACUAUUGAAUUGAUGAUGGCUGUAUUAGGACAAAACUUAAAGUCUUUAUGUUCUGGUGAAAUUGGUAUAUCAGUCAAUAGUUGUCGAUUAUCAUUAAUUUCUAGAGUGAUAUUAAAUGAUCCUAACAUUUUUAUACAAGUUGUAGAACACUUGUGUAUGCAAGAAAAUGGAAACCUAAUAAAUUUUGAUAAAAUUUUAUACAGAAUUAUUGAAGUUUGGUUAGAACGUAUGAAUCAAAUAACUCAAAAUGAUAAAAGAAAAUUGUUAGGUUUAGCUCUAGCAUCUCUUUUAACUUGUCAGAAAAAACCCAUUUUAGAAUUGUUUAAAGGAAUUAUUACAAUUUGUGUUGAAAUUUUAAAUGACAUAAUGAGAAAAACUGACGAUGGAGUAUACACAGACUCUAUGUUAAUGACUGAUGAUUGUUCCAAUGUUAGUUCUCGUGCUAAUUCUGAAUGUGAAUAUCAGUAUGAAACUGAACACAAUGAAAGACAAAGAUGUCUCUCUUUAAAAGAUCCUGUACAUUGCAUUGCAUUCCACAAAUAUUUGCAGACUCAAUUGCUUACAUUACAAAAUCAAAUUGGAGAACAAUUUCAACAUUCACUUAUUUCUAGGAUUGACAAAGAUAUAUUAGAACAAUUAUAUGUCUAUAUGUAAUAGUUAUUAGUUGUCUUUUUUCAGACUACCAAUGAAACUAUUAGAUACUUUUAGAUUAUGUUUUAGUCAAUAACAUAUUAAUGAAAUAACUCCCAUUAAUUUUCUUACUGUAAACAUGAAUCACUAUAAAAUUUUAUUAAUAGCUAGCUAAUUUUAUAGGUAUCAAAAUAAAAACACUAAUAAUUAAAAAUUAAGCAUUAAUUAAAGUAUACUAUUAAUG
This is a messenger RNA of Daktulosphaira vitifoliae (grape phylloxera), 3435 nucleotides long. RefSeq names its product importin-11 (gene Impbeta11). The record is from RefSeq and is a predicted model, not a curated record. Gene Ontology annotation, cellular component: cytosol; nuclear envelope. NCBI's taxonomy places the organism in Eukaryota, Metazoa, Arthropoda, Insecta, Hemiptera, Phylloxeridae. Gene Ontology annotation, biological process: protein import into nucleus. Bases 264 to 3215 code for a protein of 983 amino acids. The transcript has 20 exons. Gene Ontology annotation, molecular function: small GTPase binding.